AUGACCGCCACACUCCACACCCUCCCCGAAGAACUCCUAGAUCUAUGCUGGCAACACUCCUCCAUCGCCGACCUCCGAUCUCUCCGUCUCACGCAUCGCAGUCUCCUAUCUUCAGCCACGAAGAAUUUGUUUCGAGAAGUUGUACUCCUCCCUACGAAGGCCAGCGCGGGGAAAUGUCUUGAGGUGAUGGGUGAUGAGAGGUUGAGGGGGGUUGUUCAGAGGGUGGUUGUUAGGCAGGAUGUUGAKGAGGAUGAGAGGGAUCGUGAUGAUGAUGAUAAUAAUGGUGAGGAUGAGGAGGAUGAGGAGGAGAAGGAGGAGGAGGAGGAAGUGGAGGAGAAGGAGGAGGAGGUGGUCAGAUGGUUUCAUAAAGAUGAUGAAGAUGCUGAAGAUAUCGUGGAGUUCCCUACGGGAUAUAAAAUUUGUUGUGAGGGGUUCUUGGGCAAGUUUUUGAAUGUGAAGGAGGUGGAAGUUGGGUUUGGGGGGAAUGUUGCUGGGCCUGAGAAGGUUGGGUUUGGGGAUGAGGGGUUUGGGUGGGGGAAGGAGGUUGAGGAGUGGGAGGGGUGGGAGUUUCGGGAUUGUGUUUUGAGGAUGAUUUUGAGGGGAUUAUCAUCAUCUUCUUCAUCUUCAGGCAAGUCUGAUGAUGAUGAUGAUUCGGGGGUCAGGAUUAGGAAGUUGGGGAUUGUGAAUUUGCAAAAUGUGCUUGUUGAGAAAACUUUACGGUCGGAGGGAUUCGAGAGACUGAUGAGGGGGUUGAGGGAGUUGGAAUUGCAAAUUGCUACCGAGCAGGAUGAAGCGGCUCCGGAGAAUAGUAUUAAUAAAGAAGAACUGCACUCCUUCUUUGGUGGAGGAGGGGGAUUCGUGGAGGGAUGGUUGAAGCCUGUGCAGGGUCACUUGACGAGUCUGACGUUGUAUGCGGAUACUUAUUGGGGAUAUUUUCCGGCUUGUGGCAUUACCGAGGUGGUGUUUCCGCAGUUGGAGAGGUUGGCUUUGGGAAAUUAUUCGUUUGCUUUUGAUGAGCAGUUGGAGUGGAUUCUGAAGCAUGGACAGACGCUCAAGGCUUUGAGUUUGGAUGAUUGUCCGAUUUUGCAUUAUUGUACUAUGCUUUGUGGAUUUUUGGAUGGGAGACGGGCGAAGGGGGUCGAGGCUUUUGAGAGGGAGUGGGAGGCGGAGGAGAGUUGGAGUUAUGAGGGACGGUGGUAUAUGUAUUUGGAGAGGAUGAAGAGGGGGUUGAUGAAUUUGAGGGAAUUUCGUAUGGGGCAUGGGGGUUGGGAUGAGGAUGAGGGGCCUAUGAGGAGUAGACAUUUGCUUGGGUGUGAGAUUGUUGGGGGGAGAUAUGUGGCUUUUCAUGGAGGAACUGGACCGAGUCAAUGGAUUGAACCUAGAGAACAGUGGAAGCGAGGAGACAAUGGGGAGGAUGUUCUGGAAUGGGAGUAUGACGGAUGUUGGGAUGAUGGUGAUAGACCGGAUGUUCCGGAUUGUGAGGAGGAGGAUCGUAAGGCGUUGGAGGAGUUGCUGGAGGUUGUUCGCAGUCGUUGCAACUGA
Ramularia collo-cygni is the source of this 1542-nucleotide messenger RNA. RefSeq lists its product as uncharacterized. The record is from RefSeq and is a predicted model, not a curated record. NCBI's taxonomy places the organism in Eukaryota, Fungi, Ascomycota, Dothideomycetes, Mycosphaerellales, Mycosphaerellaceae. The coding region runs from base 1 to 1542 and encodes 513 amino acids. The transcript has 2 exons.